AUGGGGGACUGGUUUGGCGGAUGGAUUCUGGUAAGCUUUGGCUUUGAUGAAAUGGCAAUUGAGGAUCAGCCGAUUUAUAUGGCAGUGAAGGGCACAGCGUUCGAUGUUUCAGCUGGAAAAGACUUCUAUGGGAAGGGAGCUCCAUACAAUGCACUGGCAGGAAAAGACGCCAGUCGGGGUGUUGCCAAAAUGUCUCUGGAUCCAGAAGACCUCACCUAUGACACGACCGGCCUUACUGAGGAGCAGCUAAAGUCUUUGGAUGAUAUAUUUGAGAGCGUGUACAAGAAAAAGUACCCCAUUGUUGGCUACACCGCCAGACGGAUCCUGAACGAUGAUGGGAGCCCCAAUUCAAACUUCAAGCCUGAGGCUCAGCCACAUUUUGCUAUCAAAGAUGAAUUUUGAUGUAACAUUUUCAUUGGGCAAUCAGAUAACCAGAAAGAAAA
Molecule: messenger RNA, 443 nt
Organism: Rana temporaria (common frog)
Lineage: Eukaryota; Metazoa; Chordata; Amphibia; Anura; Ranidae
Product: neudesin-like
Exons: 3
Coding region: 1-402 (133 amino acids)
Cellular component (GO): endomembrane system; membrane
Source: RefSeq, a predicted model, not a curated record